Molecule: messenger RNA, 1523 nt
Organism: Monosiga brevicollis MX1
Lineage: Eukaryota; Choanoflagellata; Craspedida; Salpingoecidae
Exons: 10
Coding region: 236-1420 (394 amino acids)
Biological process (GO): retrograde vesicle-mediated transport, Golgi to endoplasmic reticulum; endoplasmic reticulum to Golgi vesicle-mediated transport
Cellular component (GO): endoplasmic reticulum; COPII-coated ER to Golgi transport vesicle; endoplasmic reticulum membrane
Source: RefSeq, a predicted model, not a curated record
GUCGCUGAAAGGGCAGUCGGGGAGGGCGUGCGGUGUUGGGAUCAGUGGGAUAGCAGCGGCGGUCGGGGCGCUGGAAAGCACUGGAUUUCCUUUCGCUUUUGUGCUGGGCUGGUGUUGGACGGAUUGGCUAGCACUGGUGGAUCGAACGAUCCCGAUCGCUGGCUCGGUCGUCACUCUUGCUUGAUUUGAGAUUUGAGUGUGCCUGGGGCUCUCCGGCCCACCUCUGGCCGCCAGCAUGGCCAUCUUUGAUAAUUUGAAGCGUUUCGACGCUUAUCCCAAGACACUGGAUGACUUUCGCGUCAAGACCUUUAGUGGUGCCGCCGUCUCCAUCAUUGCCAUUAUCAUCAUGGUGAUUCUCUUCAGCUCCGAGCUCGUCUACUUCCUAUCCACUGACGUGCACGAGGAGCUCUUCGUGGACACGGCUCGCAACGAGAAACUGCGCAUCAAUCUGGACAUUACCUUUCCCAAGAUGCCCUGCGUCUACCUCAGCCUGGAUGUCAUGGACAUUUCAGGUGAAAACGAGCAAAACAUUGACCACGACGUGUUUCGCCAACGACUGGACGCUUCGGGUAAUAAGAUUUACAACGGCCAGGAGGAAAUUGAUGAGUUGGGCGAGAGUCACGCUGACAACGUCGCGGAUAAGGCGCUGGACGGGUUGAAGGACUUGGAUCCGAACCGCUGCGAGAGUUGCUACGGUGCAGAGGACACCGAGGGUCAAUGCUGCAAUACCUGCGCUCAGGUCCAGGAAGCCUAUCGCAAGAAGGGUUGGGCCUUCCGUUCCGGCCAGGGUAUCGCACAGUGUGAGCGCGAAGGCUACGAUGCCAUGAUGGAGGCACAGGAACGAGAGGGCUGUCAGCUGUAUGGCCACCUGGAGGUGAACAAGGUGGCUGGCAACUUUCACAUUGCCCCGGGCCGCAGCUUUGAGCAGCACAACAUGCAUAUCCACGACAUGCAAUCCUUUGGUCGCGAAAAACUGGCCAAGUUCAACCUCACCCACGUCAUUAACCACUUGAGCUUUGGCAUCGACUAUCCGGACCGCGUCAACUCACUCGACGGUCAUGUUGAAGUUCCUAAUGAAUAUGGCGCGAUCAUGUAUCAGUACUUUUUGAAGGUUGUUCCAACCCGCUACCGUUUCCUGUCUCAAACCGAGAUUGAUACCAAUCAGUACUCGGUCACCAUGCACCAGCGUGAGAUUCGUCCAGAUCAGGGCACCUCAGGCCUCCCUGGCCUUUUCUUCAUGUAUGACAUUAGUCCCAUGAAGAUCCAGCUCACGCAGUCCAGCCGCUCUUUCUUCCACUUUUUGACGGGCCUGUGCGCCAUCAUUGGCGGUGUUUACACGGUGGCGGGCAUGAUCGAUGGCUUCCUCUACCAUGGCAUCCGAACGCUCAAGGCCAAGCAGAACAUGGGCAAGCUGGGCUAAAACUGUCGCUGCUAGAGAGAAAGGUGUUGGCACCACAACACCCACCAGGCAUCAACAAGCCCCAAUUGAAAAAGUCAGACCAAGCAUGCCAUGGCUUGCCGCG